ACACAUAACCACAUGCAGAUAGGAGAGGUGGCAGAGCAGAGAGGCUGCCAGGUACCCGGCGUCAAAGGUGUUUUAAGUGGAAAGGCAUACGCAAAGUACCUCUUUUCUCUCAAAACUCUGUGCGAAUCAAUGGAGAGGCUGUUGAUGGAGCGGUUCAUUGAGGAGGAAAGCGUCCUUAUCACUGACCCUGCUGCACUUCUCAACAUGACCCAGUCUUGCAAUCGAGAGCACCUCGAUGAAGCCCUCAAAGACCGCUCAACUCUAACCCUCAUCGAGAAGUAUCACGCCUAUGAGGAGAAGGUGCUCAAGGGUCACCUGGGAAAGACAGCUGCCUUAUGGAUGUCAUUUAUUAACCACUGUCAUCUUGUCUUCAUGCUACUCCACUCCGUUAAGACCAACAACAUCCAGUUGUUUCACAAAUGCAAUGGAGAGAUGGCAAAUAUCUUCUUUGCAUUUGAUGGACACAACUACUCAAGAUAUCUGACUUGGCUGGAGGUCUAUCUGACAAACCUGGAGAACACACACCCAGGGGCCAAAGACCUGCUUUCUAAGGGUGCAAUUGCGGUGGCCCGCUCAAUGAUACCGGGGGCACUUAGUGCAGUCGACAAGACCAUGGAGGAAACGUUCAUGCGCUUUGCCAAAUCAUCAGGUGGCUUCACUGGACUAUACAGCCAGUUUGGGGCAUACCAGAGAUGGUGUCGAACAACCUCCACACGGGCACAGUUUUAUCAAAAGACCCUUGAGAUGGUGGACCUCAUCAAAGACCCAGACUGCCCAAGGGCGGGGAAACAUCGGGAGCUGGAGAAGGCAGAGGUCAAAAAGGGUGAGGAGGCCAUUCAGCGAACCAUCGAGACAAUUAGGAACUUUAGGAACCCCUUCACCAUCUCAGACAAGGACAGGCUCUACUCCCUGGCUUCUGGUGCUCCUGUCCUCAUGGAGGUCGAGAUGGACGUGCUACAAGCAGAAACUGUGGGCAAGGCUGCUAAAGCUGAGUUCAUCAAACGGCUACAGAGCAGAGAGCCAGCUAGCUUCUCUGACCCAAUCAAAAAGAAGAAGCUCAAGACCAUGGAAGCUUGUAACAAAAAGGUCACCCUCACAUCCUCACAGGGAAAGGUCAUCCAGUAUCAGGAGCAAAGCAAUCUUGCUUUCCUGCUCCUUGUCAAGUCACAACGUGCAGAGGACCCAUUGGACUUGGAGGAACUCAUGAAAUAUCCCCUAAUGCCUGUGCCCCCUAGCCUUGGGACACCAGAUGGGUUUUUCUCCAAGACUAAUAAAGUGGCUCUUCUGCACUACAUUCUGGAGGACACCACCCCAAAGGAUCUGCCAUACCCUAAGGAUGCCCUGUUCAUCCAGGAUGGCAUGGCUCUGCUCCAUGUCCUCACCAACCUUCCCCCAACAUGUGGGGAGAUAUGCCUACAAGUGCUUGAUCAGAUGGUGGCCAAAAAGCACUUUUUGUUCUCGACUGACAGUUACCAUCCAGGAUCUAUCAAAGCACAGGAGAGGUUGAGACGUGGCAGUUCAGAGAAGAUCCUUUUGGCUGGACCAGCAACCAGGAAGCCAUAUGACUUCAAGAUGUUUCUCACAAAUGAUGACAACAAAAAGCAACUCUGCCAGCUCCUGCUGCGAGUAUGGAGUGAUCAACAGGCAGCUUCAAGGCUGGAGAGAACAGAAAUGUCAGUGCUGAUCGUGGAAGGGAGAGCCCAUCAACUUCUAUCCUCAAACGGCAAGUCUCUGUCAUUGUUGAUCAAAGUGCAAUAUCCCAUUGUGUAUCAGGUUGAGGUACGUGAGCUCCCCACAACCUACAGCAACCAGGAAGAGACUGAUACAAGGGUGGUACUCUACCUUCAUCAUGCUGCUGCCCUUGGGUACAAGAAUGCUGUAGUCAGAACACCUGACACAGAUAUCUUUGUGAUUCUUCUUUACCACGCUCAUGCCAUCAGGCUGACUAUAUACCUGGAUACGGGGUCAGGGAAACAUAGACAACUUCUCAACCUCUCUGAGCUCGCAGAAUCCCUGGGAGAAGACUACUGUGCCACACUUCUUGGAUUCCAUGUGUUCAGCGGAGAAGACUGCACCAGUGCCUUCAAAGGGAAGGGGAAGGUGGGGCCCUUGAAAAAGCUGGAGAAGAACCCGAAGUUUCACAGGGCGUUCAGUCAACUCGGUGACAACUGGAAUGUCAAGCCUGAGGUGCUGAAGCAGUUGGAGCAAUUCACCUGUCUGAUAUAUGGAGAGAGUCGUGAGUCUUCAGUGGACGUAGUCCGUGCCAAGUUGCUGCGCAAAAUGGUAGGGCAGGACGAUAAACUCACUGCCAAGUCUAAGGUUGACCUGGCUCGCCUUCCUCCAUGCUAUGAUGCUCUGAAGCCGCAUGUCCAACGUGUGAACCAUCGCGUCGCCCUGUACAAGCGAGCUGAUGAAUCAAUUUUAGAAAAACCAAACCCCUAUGAUGAGGAGCAGGGAUGGAUGAGGACUGAUGGAGUGUUGAGACCGGUGUGGUGCUGUGGUCCUGUCCUGCCAACCUCCCUGGUUGAUCUCCUGGACACGACAGAGCGUGAACAGGAAGACGAGGAGGAAGAGGAAGAGGAAUUUGACUCUGAUGAUAGCAUUGAAAACGAUGAUUGA
Messenger RNA from Trematomus bernacchii (emerald rockcod), 2619 nucleotides. RefSeq lists its product as uncharacterized. Lineage: Eukaryota; Metazoa; Chordata; Actinopteri; Perciformes; Nototheniidae. The record is from RefSeq and is a predicted model, not a curated record. The transcript is spliced from 5 exons. The coding region runs from base 13 to 2619 and encodes 868 amino acids.